Molecule: messenger RNA, 601 nt
Organism: Tarenaya hassleriana
Lineage: Eukaryota; Viridiplantae; Streptophyta; Magnoliopsida; Brassicales; Cleomaceae
Product: glucan endo-1,3-beta-glucosidase 1-like
Exons: 3
Coding region: 6-362 (118 amino acids)
Source: RefSeq, a predicted model, not a curated record
UCAAGAUGCCAACUCUCUUGAUAAGGAUAAUGCUUGCCCUGCUCAUCAUAUCAGUAGCAACUCCUCAAGAAUCAGAGGCAGAGUUGGAACAAUGGUGUGUAGCUGAUGAGCAGACACCAGAUGAUGAGUUGCAGGCAGCGUUAGAUUGGGCGUGCUUGAAAGGAGGAGUAGACUGCAGCAAGAUCCAACAAAACCAGCCUUGUUUCCUGCCCAACACUGUAAGAGACCAUGCGGCUUUUGCCUUCAACAGCUAUUACCAACGUUAUAAGAACAAAGGAGGUUCAUGUUACUUCAAAGGUGCUGCAAUGAUCACUGAACUUGACCCAAGUCAUGAUUCUUGCCAAUUCGAGUAUACACCCUGAUUACACAGAGAAGACAGAAGAUGAGAUGAGUUGCUUUUUCUAAUGCUUUCUUCUGAGAUUCUGAUUCUGCUAUUUAAUGCUUUUUCUUUCCAAGAUUUGGAUCAGUAUCAUGUACUAGAAAAGUUCAGGAGAUGGGUUAUGAGAUUUAGAUCUAUUCACCACACCCGGAAAUUGUGUAGCCUCAUUGCAUUUCUGGUGCAAAAGAACAGAACCCGAUAAUGGAUACAAAUAUUCACUUA